AGUACAGUGGAUAUCAAUAGUCAUCAAUACAUACCCGGCACCGUAAUUUGAUAUCGAUGAAAACAAGCACCAUCAAGUCGCUUCAUUUGGGUUCGCAACAAUGGAAGAGGUCAACCAAUCAUGGGCACCGCCGAUCUGGGCACCCGACACAAUCAACUACAGAAAAUUUUUCAAUGCGUCCGUGUCGGGAGACAUGCAAGCGAUGCAGGAGGCUUUGGCUAGUGGAGAAAUCAACGUAAAUGCGUGCCCGAAGUGGGAAGACUGGGAAGGCGAAACGGCCCUACACCGAGCCGCUGAAUACGGUCAUCUCGAGCUUGUCCAAUUGCUUAUCUCUCAUGGCGCCGAAGUCGACCGAAGGGAUUACUCGCCACUGGGACCAAUAACAGCCCUGCAUAUUGCCGCUCACAAUGGGCAUGUUACCAUUGUCAAGGAGCUCCUACAGAACGGGGCCGACGUGACCACCCGGGGUCAGAUGGGAGGGCCUCUUUUGAAUUUCGUGCUGUGGUUGAAACGGAGCAUUUCUGAUAAGGAGUACGAGAUCAUCGACCUGGACCCUAUUUCCAUAAUCAAAUCUACCGGAUCUAACUGGCGCCAACAAAAGCUCCAUCAGGCGGCUGAGAUUGGGGAUCUCACGCUCAUCCGGUUUUUGGUAGACCGUGGAGCCGACUGCAACUACAUCGUCCCGACCGAAGAGGACUACACGGUGUUACGCAGUGCUGUCAAGAGUAAUCAAAUCGAUGCAUGCCGACUGCUUAUUGAGUUGGGGGCCCGGGUCACUCCGAGCGCAUUUGCCCAAGCCUCUUGUAUGAACAUGAUCAAGCUUCUACAUCCACACCUCAGCCAGUCAGAUAUAUCGACCAGUGGGGUUUUGAAUCAUGCCUCCAAGCCGGGCUUCGUGCGUGACCUGUUGGCAAGUCAGAUAGUCAAUGUGAAUGACCUGGAUCUGAGAGGCGAGUCAGCGCUUUUAGAAGUGUGCACUCUACCUAAAUCGACAGAGAUGCUUGAAGUCUUGAUAGAAUUCGGGGCUGAUCUUCACGUUUGCGGUUCUCGAGUAGUACCGUGCCUGAAAUUCAAGGGGGACACCCCAUUACAUCGGGCAGUAGCAUUUGCUUCUUCCACAGCCGUCACUCUCCUCAUUCAGGCCGGGGUAGAUCUAGAAGCCAGAAACGAACCAGGGCACACCCCGUUGGUUCGACUUGCCAUGUCUAGUAGGAAUAAACCUCGCAUUGAAAUCUUUGAGGUUCUUGUGAAGGGAGGAGUAGAUGUUAAUGCGGUGGACUUGGAACACAAUACAGCCCUCCAUCACUUGGCCAUGCGGAACAUGCAUACCAGAAGUCCGCAGGAAACCCUAACGGUCUUCCAAUUACUUGUGAAAGCAGGUGCAUUGACCAACUUGGUUAACUUGCAGGGCAAAACCUGCUUGGAAUUAUUCAGUUCAAGUGCAACUUUUCGCGAAUUCGUGAUGCGCUCUAUCCAUAGUACGAUCUAG
Messenger RNA from Talaromyces stipitatus ATCC 10500, 1489 nucleotides. RefSeq names its product ankyrin repeat-containing protein, putative. Gene Ontology annotation, cellular component: cytoplasm. The coding region runs from base 101 to 1489 and encodes 462 amino acids. The record is from RefSeq and is a predicted model, not a curated record. Gene Ontology annotation, molecular function: protein binding. Lineage: Eukaryota; Fungi; Ascomycota; Eurotiomycetes; Eurotiales; Trichocomaceae. The transcript has 3 exons.